Messenger RNA from Diprion similis, 3339 nucleotides. Its product is annotated as exosome complex component RRP4. Gene Ontology annotation, biological process: TRAMP-dependent tRNA surveillance pathway; nuclear polyadenylation-dependent rRNA catabolic process; CUT catabolic process. Lineage: Eukaryota; Metazoa; Arthropoda; Insecta; Hymenoptera; Diprionidae. The transcript has 3 exons. Gene Ontology annotation, cellular component: cytoplasmic exosome (RNase complex); nuclear exosome (RNase complex). The record is from RefSeq and is a predicted model, not a curated record. Bases 153 to 1049 code for a protein of 298 amino acids. Gene Ontology annotation, molecular function: RNA binding.
AGUAGAGUUAGUACGAGGUGUGAAAACAUUGUAAUCAGUUGUUACAACGUUAUUUCGUGAUAAUAACACUUGUCAAUACGAUUUAAAAAUUUUUCAUCAACCGCAGUAUCCGCAGUAAAUAAACAGUGACAAGAACAGUACAUAACCUCACAAUGAACAGUGAAGACAUUAUCCGCGUGCGGCUUGCAGUUCAUCGCACUAAUACGAAUUUAUCUAACGGUGACCAUGGCAUGCCCAGAUUUUAUACACCCGGUGAAGAGGUGUGUAGUCAGCCUGACUUUAUGAGAGGUCAUGGAACAUACAUGGAUGACAACGACACGCUGCGUGCAUCCGUCGCCGGUGUGCUGGAAAAAGUGAAUAAACUAAUAUCCGUGAAACCACUGAAAGCACGAUACCAAGGCGAAAUAGGAGAUGUAGUUGUCGGUCGAAUUACAGAGCUUCAGCAAAAACGCUGGAAGGUUGAUACCAACUCAAAAUUGGAUUCGGCCCUGCUUUUAUCCAGUGUCAAUCUUCCUGGCGGAGAAUUGAGACGGAGAUCAGCAGAGGACGAACAAACAAUGCGACGUUACUUGCAAGAGGGUGACUUGAUCUGUGCGGAGGUGCAAAACGUCUUUGUCGACGGUUCGCUCUCAUUGCACACAAGGGUUUUGAAGUAUGGAAAGCUGUCACAGGGAAUUUUGUUGAAAGUGCCACCUUCGUUGAUUAAACGAAAGAAGAUUCAUUUCCACAAUUUGUUAAUCGGCGCCAGUUUGAUACUGGGGAAUAACGGAUACGUGUGGAUAGGCGCUAGCAUUCACAACGCUGAUCGGACGGAAGGUGGUUUUGCGCAAGAUUUGUCCCGCAUACCGCAGCAGGAUCGAGAAAUGUGCGCGCGGUUGCGAAAUUGCAUUUUGGCUUUAGCUAGAUCUAACAUUUUACUCACAGAUACGUCAGUCAUUUACGCUUAUGACGAAUCUACCAAAUACUCCGCGAACGAGUUACUACAACCUGAAGCCGCACUCGACGUCGCUCUUCUCACACAGCAGAGGCUCGGCGAGAGAAUUGAUUGAGAUCAAGUUAGCAACACAGAAUCACACAAGCUUUCUAAUUGUUUAAAAUACGUGCAAUUUCACCAAACCUUGCAGUAUUACAGUUACGAAACAUUGACAUUUUUAAUAUCUCUAUGAAACAGUGAAAACUGAGGAUAACAUUUUGCUCAAGCCAAGCGGCAAAAUAAACUAACGUAAUUGCAAAAUUUUCAAACAGAUUGAUACAUAUUUUAAUUUUUUAUUCUUAUAAAUUCAGACCAAUUGCUUAUCGAACUGUGAACAAAGGGCAGCCAUAAGUAAAAUAAGUAGAAUUUGACUUUUCAUACAAUUUUCUCUGUUAGAACGAAUUGUAAGUACGAAAGUAUAGUUUGAAUCAAAUAAAAAAUUGCCAUAAACAAUCAUGAAUGUUGACAAACUUCAGAAGUUUCAUCGCGGAACAAAGUUAAAAUAAUAAAGGUAUGGAUGAGAAGGUAUAGAUAGAUUUUGGUUCUGAAAAUGUUAAAAACUUUGAAGCCGUAUGUUAGAGAAUUGAGGGUUUAAUAUAUCUAUUGUAACAAAUAAAAUUGCCAUAUAUUAUUUCAAAUUUGGUACAACUUUUAUUGAUGGAAAAUUGAAAAAUGUAUAGGAAAUAAAAAUAAAAGUGGACGAGAAUAACACAAAAGUGUAUUACGUUGAACCUUUGGUUUGCGCUCAAAAUACAAUGCUCUAAAUUAGAAAGCAAUUACACAUUUGAAACUGCGCUGUAAAAAUAAACAUACUAUGAUACGUUUGUAUACAUAUAUAUAAGAGCAGUAUUUGAGCAUGUACGUUCUUUUCUUUCUUCCUUUGCUUUGAUAUGGUUAGAUUUAGAUGCUUAUUGUAUUAUUAUCAUUAUAUUAGUAUAAUUAUUCAUUAUAGUAAAGUUGUUUCGGACAUACAGCUAUACAAAAGCACCGCAUACACAUCUGACACCAAAUCAGCAUGAACCAAUUCUGUGAGGUCAAGUCAAUAACUGAUAACCGAAUAUUUUUAUUUCAUGUUUGUCUCUCUUUCAAAAUACCAAAUAUUGACUUGAGCACGUGAAUUCGUUGAAACGUUUGAACAUGAAAUAAAAUUUCAAUGGUCAAUCGCGCACAUUUGAUUUGAUAAAUAGUAUAUUGUGUGACACGCAAACUCGGUCUGUUCAGUCCGAGCAUAAGUUUGCAAUAGGAGUCGUAGGUGAGCCGAAGGCCCAAACAAAGACAAACCCAGAAAACGAGCCAAAGAGAAUUUUGCAAAUACACGAGGCGAAAAGACCGUUGCCUCCUUGUUGCACACGACUUUUUAUACAUCAAGAACAUGUUACGCGUUUUUCUCGAAGCACGAAAUUGACGUCGGUAGCGUCGGUAGCGUAACGUCAGAUUUGUUUGUGACAGCGCAUGCGCGUAGUACUGAAGCAACCACUUUUAACUCCUAGGGCUCGAAAGUAGUAUUUUCAGUACUCUGCGCAUACGCACUCGCAGACUCACUCAACCGUGAUGGAAACAGAUACUUUGUGUAGGGAAAAACGCAUAAAACAUGCUCGCGUUAUAUAAAAACAUAUCCAUUCGAAUUAUUUUAUAAUAUUAAUUCUGAAAUUGUACGAAAGCUAUUACUCAAGGCAAUGUACAGACUGAGGGUAAUGGGGUUUGCGCAUGGAACUUUUAGAGUUGAAGUUUAAAAAUAAUAAAUUAAAGAUUCUAAAUCUAACAGUCUUGAACAUCGAAGAGAAAACGAGGAUUGCAAUGAGUGAGAAAAAAUCGUGAAUUAUUGUCAAAUGUUGAAAAUAUCUCAGCAUGAUGAUUAUUUUGUUUUUAUGACAGAGGCAUAUCUAGUAAAAUAAAUAUCACCAGUACUAAAUCGGAACUGAGUCUUUUAUGUGUGUUUUUCUAAUCUGAAUGUUACAAAUAUAUAUUUUUUUAAUAAUAGAAUUUUUAGUUAAAUAAUGCUCAUAAAGUAGCCGUGUAUCACAAGGUGUAGCAAUCUCUACCUAUCUAAGAGUUUGUAUCAGUACACGAUAAACGCGGCCCCAUUUCAUUCCUCAGGUACGAUCAUUUAUUACAUUGCAAUAAUAAGGCAAAACUGUGCUCCAAAGCUAUCGGUAUAUACUACAGUUCAUAACUAACUCUUAUUUUAUAUAUUUAUGAUUAUUGUUAAAUAUCAUCACAAGCCGGUGGGACAUUUAGGUAAAAGACUUGAAAUACUGCGCAGUGUCAUGAGCUGCUUCUAAUCACAAUCGAGUAGCAAGGGUAUAAUCAUCUUGUUUUAGCAUAAUUGCACUAUAUCCUUGGUAAAUAUUAUAAAUAGAGUAAAA